Phycomyces blakesleeanus NRRL 1555(-) is the source of this 1025-nucleotide messenger RNA. RefSeq lists its product as hypothetical. Bases 1 to 912 code for a protein of 303 amino acids. The transcript is spliced from 6 exons. Gene Ontology annotation, cellular component: endoplasmic reticulum membrane. NCBI's taxonomy places the organism in Eukaryota, Fungi, Mucoromycota, Mucoromycetes, Mucorales, Phycomycetaceae. Gene Ontology annotation, biological process: lipid droplet organization; lipid storage. The record is from RefSeq and is a predicted model, not a curated record.
AUGUCAGACAAUGAUGAAAUGUCCAUGAGUGAUUCUUUGAUCUCUUUGCAAAGCAAUGAGCCUGUCGAUGACCAACCUGAGCAAAAUGGCCUGUCAUUUCAAACUUGGCUUACCAUGACAAGCUCGCUUGCUCACAGAAUAUCCCUUCCAAUAUUACGAACAUUUUUCAAUCCUACGGCACAACUUGUGGCCAUACGGUCGGUUGUUGCGAUUGCAGUAAUCAUUUGGAUUAUUAUGACCAGCUUAACGUCCUAUGUUACAUUUUAUCGACAUUUUAUGCCAAAGCAGAUGCACAUUGAGCCUGUCUAUUUACAAUACAUGCAUACUUCGUUGUCUAAAUGCAUUAAUCCUGAAGGCUGGGUUGAUUUGAGAAGAGGAACUGAGUAUGGGCCUCUUAGACAUGGCAACUUCAUGGUCAAAGUAGAACUUUUGACCACAAAUGGAUCCACGGUGGCCCACGGUAGUAGACCGGCUAUUUUGGCUUAUCAAUCAAAAACCCACAGGAUCCUCAGGGUCUUGACGGGAGCAGUGCCGCUCUUGAUGGGUCUCACACAAGAAAGCCAGAAUCUUUACAUUCCAUUAAUGGAAGAGUAUGUGGAGAAUUACAAAACACCAAUUACACAUAUUCGUGUCCUUUUGUCAACCUGUCGUUUACAGGUCUACAAUGCAACAGUACAGCUCCGUACCAACUUCCAUGGUCUAAGAUAUUACAUGUACCAUUAUCGCAUCCCCACUGCAACUGUGUUUGUGGUGGCAUUUGCCAUUAUUGAGCUUAUUUGUGCCGCAUUUGCGUGGCGUCUAAUUGUUCGGAUCUUUUGGUCAAAUCAAGAGGAGAAAGUACAAGAGCAAACCCCACAAGAAUAUACAUAUGAAUAUUCAUCCGACGCAUCUGGUAUAGACCCACACGACUAGGAAUGCCGUGUAGUCUUUUGAUCGAAUUGAUCAUUUUUUAUAUAUUUCUUAUAUUCUGAAACAAUUAGAGCUUAUAAUACAUUUUUAAAAGAAAAAGAAAAAAGAAGGGAAAU